Petromyzon marinus (sea lamprey) is the source of this 872-nucleotide messenger RNA. RefSeq names its product transcription factor BTF3 homolog 4-like. Lineage: Eukaryota; Metazoa; Chordata; Hyperoartia; Petromyzontiformes; Petromyzontidae. The record is from RefSeq and is a predicted model, not a curated record.
CCCGCCCCUCCCCCCGGGGCUCCGCUGCCAUUUUGCGCGCCUCGUGUUUCUGGGCCCCCCUUCAUCCCCAGCCGCGUGUGUCUCAGAUGAAAGAAAACAUGAAUCAAGAAAAACUUGCAAAGUUGCAGGCUCAAGUGCGAAUUGGGGGCAAGGGCACGGCACGCCGGAAGAAGAAGGUGGUUCACCGGACAGCGACAGCCGACGACAAGAAGCUGCAGUCGUCACUGAAGAAGCUCGCUGUGAACAGCAUCAACGGCAUCGAGGAGGUGAACAUGUUCAAGGACGACGGCACGGUCAUCCAUUUCAACAACCCCAAGGUGCAGGCGUCGGUGACGGCCAACACAUUCGCCGUGACGGGCCACGCCGAGAACAAGCACCUGGCCGACAUGCUGCCCGGCGUGCUCAACCAGCUGGGCAUGGAGGGCCUGUCCAGCCUGCGCAAGCUCGCCGCUCAGUUGCCCAAGCCAGCCGCCCUCGAAACGAAAACACCCACCGUUCCCGAGGAGAACGAGGAGGAAGACGACGAGGUUCCAGAUCUGGUUGAGAACUUUGACGAGGCCUCCAAGAACGAGGAGGUGUGAGUGUCGGCCCGCGAGGAGAUUAGGAGUGUUGAGUGAGCGUGCCGGCGGGGGGGAACCUCCCCUUCUGCUGGCUGUUGUGGCCUGAACCCUUCUCUUGGCUCUCGCCAGAAUCGUGUCAUCGGGAACCCCCCCCCCCUCCUCUUAGCAGUCCAUCGCUCAGUCGUUUGUGUUUUUUCCCACCUCUUCCCCCGAUCCCUUCCUCUGCAAAAAAAAUUUACAUUAAAAAUUCAAACAAGCAAAAAGUGCGACGACGAUGUGGAGACGAGUCAAUAAAGUAAAUUUUAAACCCUU